GGGGGGGCGCUUCCCACAUCAACAACCCGCAAGCAAGUGCCCUUCGGUGGGAGGCAGGUGGCCGCCUCUGCCGCCUGCCUGCUUGCCUCUUGGAGCCGGCCGGCCGGCGAGGCGGGCUUGCUUCUUGCUUCUCACCGCGGGCGCUCGGCGGGCGGCCAGGAGGCGGCGGUGAGAGCGGCUGGCUGGCCGGUUUCCCCCUUCCCGCCCUGCGGCAACUGGGAACGUCGAGGCGGCGGCGGCGGUUCGGCGGCCCCUUUAAGGCUGAGGCCGGCGUAACGCGAUCCCGCAGUGGGCGCCUGUCGCGGCUGCCGCAGUAGCAGCAGCAGCAGCGGAGGAGGCCGUUUCCGCCGGAGAAGCCGCGCCGCGUGGGCGUGUGAGGGGCUUUUCCCCCGCCGCAGGGACCCGCCAGGAGGGAUGGCAGGGCCGCCCGCCCGGCCGCGGUGAGACUUCAGGUGAGCAGCGGGGGAGGGGGAAUGCUUCUCCCAUCUACAAACGGGAGAAGACGUGUCUGGGCACCGGGUCGUGUGUCGGGCGCGUAGGCCCCUUGCGCGGCGUGUCCGGGGAUGCCGCCUUUCUCUCGGCGCGGCUGUAGACACUGGUGCGCGGCGCGCGCUUCUGGGCGAGUGCUAUAGGGCUUAUUAAAUGCAGAGGGGAGCCAGCGGGGCGCAGGUGAGGAUGCGCGCAAGUCGCGCAGCGCCGCCGGAGAGGGAGGCGAAAUGCCGUAGCAACCUUUCCGCGCACGACACACACACACAACCGCCUCGCUCCCCAGUGCGUUGUGUGGCUAAGGGAAGGAGCAGCACCUGCAAUUGCUGGAUCGGGGGCGCGCGGGUGAAAAGGUGAGGGAGUCUCGGGGUGGGUGGGAGGAACUGUUUCUGCAAGGAGAUCCCUCUUCUUCAGGCCUCUCUUUUCUUUCCUAUUCCCAGCACCAUGCCUGACUUUGGUUCCCUCCCUCUCUCCUGGGGACUGAAAAUGGGGCGCUGCUGGAGAAGAAACGAGAAAAGGGCAGGACCAGGAGUCUGGUUGAAUUACUAAGGACAAAGAUAACUGACGCAUAGGAUCCAGCGCUUAGGGGACAAGGCCCCUUCUGCAGCCCCAAUAAAAUAUUUGAGGGGGCUGCCCCCCUCAAAAAAGGUGAUGAACAUUGCCAUUCAAAUGGUGGGUGGGUGCCAUGUCAUGUGAUCAAUUGUGUGUGGUGGGGCUUACUUGCCCCUCCCCCAUAUUUUAUUAAAGUUGGCACCCCUGUAAACAAGGAGAGAGGGCCCAGAUACCAACCACAAAUUGAGUGUUAACUGUAGCUUAGGCUGUGCUGCUGUUUCCCUGCUUUGAAAGUGGCCUGUCCGCUUUGAAACAAUGCACCAAAGAUUCGGCCCAGACUUCUUACACUUUUGGACUUCAAUGCUUUUAAGUACCGCACAAAUUUAUUUACAUCAGGGGGAGACCGCUUCCUGGGCAUUCCAAGUAGUAGCGGAUAAUGCUGAUUACUUGGAUCCAUUCCAGCCGGAUUUCUGACCUGAUACGGGGACAGAAACAGCCUCGUCAUAGUGGUGGAUGAUGCUAGGAACGGACCAGGUUUGCACUCAAUGCUGUUAGUACUCCUGGAUUGCUCAAUAGCCUUGGAUUCCAUUGUCUAUGGUUUCCUUCUGGAAUUGGGAGCCAUUUCUAGAGGGGCAAGCCCAGAAAGUAGGGCUGAGAGACACCUGCUCCACCCUGUGGCCUUUUGGGUGCUUCAGGAUUCCAUCUUAUUUCCCAUGCUUUUCAGCAUCUAAAUGAAGCUGUUGACUGAACUGACCCAGAGGUUUGAACUUGUUUAUAUCAUGCCUUUCCUCUGAGGAGCUCAUGGUUCUCCCCAUUCACAUUUUGUACUUACAGUGUAAAGUAGUUUGGGCUGAGAGUUGAUGGUUGGCCUGAGGUCAUUCACCUGUUCCUCACUGAAUGGGGAUUUGAACCUCAGCCCUCACUAGUCUUCAUCCAGCACUACGACUACUACGCUACACGUUAAAAAUGAGAGAAGGCACAUCCUCCCACUUCCUGCUGGUGUUGCUCAAACUACUAUUUACUGCUUCCCAAGUUUGUGCCAAAGGCUGCUGUGUCAUCACCUGCUUGUCCCAGGGAAGCUGCGGAAGUCUUGAACAGUGUCUGGAGGUAGCAUGUGAUGGCUGAGGGCAAACAAGCUGGCAUUUAGAUAAGACAGGUGUAAUGUGAGUGGAGAAAUGUGAUCUGGGUGAAGGUGUGUGUCACUGGUGUUGUAUUGGGUUGCACUUCUUUUGAAGGGCCAGGUGCAUACCUUGAGAGUGUGACAAGAGGUGUGAAGGCCAUGUGAUAAGAGCCUGCAACACCAAUUCUGCACCAGCUGCACUGGCUCCUAAUGCACUUCCAAGCUCAAUUUCGAAUGCUAGAUGUUACCUUUUUAAAAGCCUAAACAGCUUGGGGUCAGGUUAUUUAAAGGACUAUCUGCAGCAGCCUUUAAGAUUGGCUGUAGAGGCCCUGCUCUUGGAUUUACCCGUAAGGUUUGUCAGGUUGUCAAGCUGUGUGGCUCCACAGGAACUGUUUCUGUUUCCCUCAUUACCUGCUUUUAAGUACAGUGGUACCUUGGGUUACAGACGCUUCAGGUUACAGACUCCGCUAACCCAGAAAUAGUACCCCAGGUUAAGAACUUUGCUUCAGGAUGAGAACAGAAAUCACGAGGCGGUGGCACGGCAGCAGCGGGACGCCCCAUUAGCUAAAUGGUACCUCAAGUUAAGAACAGUUUCAGGUUAAGAACGAACCUCCAGAACGAAUUAAGUUCUUAACCCGAGGUACCACUGUACACUUUAAUAAUCUGGUUGUUUACACCAACUUUUUACUGAGUCAUAAUGCCAUUGUAAUUUUAAUCUUUGCUGUCAUUUGAUUUCUGGUUUUCAUGUGGUUAUUACUAUGCAUUUUAUUUUUGAAUCUGUUUUAUGAGUGUUAUUUUGAACUGCCUCGAGAGAAUGCCAUAGUUCUCAAAGGCAGUAUUUAAAUCUUUAUCUAUUAUGUGGUAUAAUUUAGUGGCGCUGUAGAAUACUUAGUGUCUGGUCAGUCAAGCCACACUAGUAUUAUUGUAGCCUAUUUACUUUUCUGUGUCAAGCCUGUUACUGAAGUGCUGCCUUCAAGUUUCAGUUUUCCAAGUGAGAAAAUACUUUCUAUCACUGCUGCCAUAACUGAGUAUUGCCUUGCUGCUUUCUAUAUACUAAUUCCACAUGGGUCUUUUGAUGCUAAUCUCUUACUAGUUUUAUAUUUGUUUGAAUCAAUGCGCGUGGGGGAGGGGAACCCUUCUAUUUCUGUUUCUUUGUUAAUAUCAUUCUCCUUUGCUCUUCAUAUGUAAAAGUCCAGUGUCUAUAUAUGGUUAUUUAGGAAUAAUUCCUACUGGGGCUUACUCUCAGGUAAGUAUGCGCAUAGGCUGCUUUAAGGUUUAAAAUAUAUGUGAAUUUCUUCAGGAAUUAUAUUGCUUCUAAUCCGCAGUGCAUAUGUAGUUCCCCAUAAUUAAGACAUCUUUGGGAACCUGAAAUGCUGGCAAUAAGCAGGUGCUAGGAGAUAAUGUAAACAAAAUGAAUGCAAUGAUUGUAAGGUAAAAUGUCUUUUGAAUAUGGACAGUUUUGGAUUGGAGCUGUUGGGAUGAAUGCCUUUAUUUAAUUCCUUUGCAUGAGGCAUAAUUAUGUUUGGAGAGGAGAUGAUGGUGCAAAGAAAUGAUAUUUGGGUAGUUUCCUAUUUUCUUUGAAACCUGUUUGGUAGGGUACUUCCAUUUGACUGGGCAGCGUGUCAUGGAAUUUUUUCUUGUCCUUUGAACUUUUCGCUCUUGUAAUUUUAUCCACAGGAUAUUGCUUCUCUUGAUCACAUUAUCAGUCUGUAUUGAUGUCUUUAGUUUGGUCAUAGCUUAUUUGGUUGCCUUUUUCUUUAAAACUGUGGUAUCUCGGAGGGCCUUAGCAGUUUUGGACCAGCCAGUUGCGUUCUAAGGGAGAUUUGGAAUUCAAGUUCUAAGGUCCAUGAGUAAGACUUGUUAAAUUUUUUUUUAUUUCAACAAAUUUCUAUAUUGCAGUAGCUGGGCAGUACUUCAGGGUGAUUUACACAAAAAAUAGUAGAAAGCAGCCCUGCCUAAAACAGGUUGUUUACCACCUACUCAUUAUCAUUGAAAGUAGCUCAAAAUAAUUGUCUGAUGAUAUGGAGUUGGAAUAUUAGGUAUAGGUUUAACAUUGCCUUUGAUUUUUGUGUAACUUUUACAGCCUAAUCCUACUCAUAUUUAUUUGGAAGUAAAUUUGUCCACCGCUACUAGACUCUUUUUGAAACUUAAGUGCAAUCCUAUACAUAUCUACUCAGAAGUAAGCCUCAGUAAAUUCAAUAGGACAUGCACUCAGGUAAGUAUAUACUGUAUAGGACUGCAGCCUAAUUAUUCAUAGGGUUACAGUGUAACAGUUCAUUCAUAAGCACUCUGGAACAAAAAAAAAGGCUGCUUUUGGUAGCUAGUUAAAAAUCUGUGCUUACUAGAGAUUCUAAGUGUUAAUAAUGUUUAAAGGUAUUACUGUAUUCUAUAGUUUAAAAAUGGUAUACGUCUAAUGUUAUUGGUGUAGUGUUGCUCGAUAGGAUUGGAAAUAAGCAUUUGUUCAAACAAACAGAACUGGUGCACAGUAAAGGUGCACAGGGCACUAACAAAAUAAACUGCCUGUAUAGCAUCAUUUUGCAUUUGGGAGAAACAAUUCAGAAGGGAAAAAUUGUACAGAAGGCUGCUUCUGCACAUAUAUUUCAGCUUUGGGUUUUAUGGAUCAACAGGAAGCCAUUAGCUUAGGGAGAAUAUUGGUGGCAUUAAGAAUUUUGCUGAUUAUAGUUGGAUAGACCAUGACUUUAUAGUUACUAAGUCAGCCCUUAGUUUUAAAAAAGCAGACUGGAUCCACUCAGUGACAAUUCAUGCUAGAUCUAUUAAUUAUUUUCAGUUCAAUCUUGCCAUCAGGUUUGCAUGGGGAAUUGGCAAAAUGGUAAAAACAGAGUUAGCUAAAAAGUGGUGCUCUUAGCACAGAAUUGAUAAGCAUACGUCCCAUAUAAGGAUCUGUGCUCCAAACUUUGUUUUAUGGUUUUGAAUCAUAUACUUUGAACACAAGCUAAACACAAUCAUGUGUGUUCCAGAUUUUGUUUGCUUUGCCUAGCAGAUUAAAUCAAUGCACCUUGAAAAAAACAUUAUCUCAUUUGUCAACACUCUUUGGAAAUUGUUUCUUAAUAAGGUCUGUAAAUUGCCCCCCAAAGAACCUCAUUUGAUUUCCUGCUGAAAUUAGAAAUUGUCUUACAGGGUUGUGAUCUAGCCUCUCGGGGUUAUGGCUAAUUGAUACAACACUGUUUUGGUAGGCUGCACAAAUCAUGUCUGUUAAACAUAUUUAAUGUAAAGCAUAGAUACUCUUCCAAGUUAUAGACUCUGUUUUUUAUAGGUCUAAGCCUAGUUCUUAUGAAGUGCUUUUAAUCUGCAUCAGGGAUUUUCAAAGUAUUAUAGGGAACCUUGGGCUUUUCUGGAGGUUUAUUAAGCUUCACCAAUAAGAUCAGUAAUGGAGGUUCCUUCACAUCACUAUUGAUCCUACCCUGUAAUUUACAACCACUUGAGAGUGUUGGGUGUAUCCUAGGAUGCACUUUCGGUUCAUGCAGGACAACAUUUAGCUUUAUGAAAUGCAGUUAACACUCUGUACCUCUAGAACAAAUAGGCUUAGAAACUCGGAUAUAUAAGUUAGACACCAAAUGGCACCUUAAACCUAGGUUACGGUCGCCACAACGGAAUGUCUACUCACCAGGGAGUUUGACUCGCUGACCCUUGGGGUCCCUUCCAACACUACAGUUCUAUGAUUCUAUGAUCUCAACAACAUCGCUUGCUCUUACAGCAAUUCACUUGUCCUAGCAUGCAAGGAGGAGGAAAAACACACAGUGGAAAUGGAAAAUGGUAUUAACAAUGGACUAAGGCAGAGGUUUUUUAAACCAUGGUCGCCAACCUGGUAUCCAGUAAUUGCCGGACCUGUGCCAGUAGUAAAACGUGCCUGGCACUUGGGGAAUUUCGAACACUGAGUUGAACAAUGUGUCUCACUUCUUUGUCUUACUCCGUGUGCCUUGUUUCAUAUUCUGCAAGGAAAAAUGAGUUACGAGUGUGAGGUGGUCACCAACGGCAUUUGGGGAACUCCACUUGUAUUUUCCUUGUUCAAACUACAUGGGGACUGCAGGCUGUAGGUCUUGGUUUGUGAGCUCUGCUUCUCUCCUAGUUACUGUUCCUGGGAAAGUCUUGUGAUUGGCUACUGAGCUAGAAUUUUGUCUUCUGUGGCUUUGGGGUUUGUUGCCUUGAAUCAGUGAUGGCCAAACUUGGCCCUCCGGCUGUUUUGGGACUACAAUCCCCAUCAUCCCUGACCACUGGUCCUGUUAGCUAGGAAUGAUGGGAGUUGUAGUCCCCAAACAGAUGGCCAUCACUGCCUUGAAUUCUUCUUUUUGUGUGAGUAUUUUGCUGCCGUUAAUUCACAUUGGUGUUGUGGGGAGACUGGACUUAGCCCUGGAGAAGGAUAAGUUUCCAACUAGGGUUGCCAUAUUUUGAAAAGCAAAAGAGAGGAUGCUAUGGUGGCCAUUAAAAGCAAAUAAAUGCAAUUUGUCCCAAAUUUUACCCCCGGAAAAGAGGGUGUGUUCUGGGAAAAAGAGGACACAUGGCAACCCUAGUUCGGACUUACCUGGGCACUCCUCUUCAACUCCCUUCCUUUCCCUCCCUUAUGCUGUCACAGUUACAACCGUGUAGCUGGCUGACUUGAAGUUAUGAUGGCACAAUGAUGACACUGCACUGUCAUAACUAUUACUUUUGAGUUAUCCUGGUGUAGAGGAAGUAGUGAAAAUGAUAUCCCUUGCUCAGCUGGCAUAACUUGAGAGGUCAGGGCCAAUCUAUUUAGUGUGUAUGUUGGUAUUACAAAAGUUUUAAAACUAUAGUUGCAAUUCAAGAAAGCUGGACUGUAAGCAGGGGACAAAUGUGUAUGCAGCAAAAGGUGUUUUUCUUUAGGUAGAGCCCAAUCACCCUGCUGGACACCUCCAGGUUUAUGCAUGCUUGCUUCUCUUCUACCCAUGGCUAUUGAGAGAGUUGUAGCUUCUGUGUUUCUUGUUGUUAUUUAAAUUGACAUGAUUGUUGCUUUGCUUAUACUCCAUUGACAAUCCAUACCUGAAUUAAGGAACUCUCCCCCCCCCCUUCUUCCCUUAACAGGCUGAAGAAUGAUGUCUGCCUUCAGUAAACUCAAUUUGGGUGUUGCUGUUAGCAGUUUUGCUAUAUCUCAACUUCUCUUCCACGUGCUAAGUUCUUGGAUUUCUGCACGUGUAACUUCUGGUUUUAGCAGUCUUGACCAAAAGAAGAAGAUCGAAUGGAAUUCAAGGUAAAGUUUAUAAACAAUGGGAUACAACAAUUAAUAGAUUUUCAAAAACUUGUAACAAUUCAGUUGUGCUUCCUAGCACACUUGCCAAAAGAACAUACUUCCAAAACUCAAUUGAUCUUAGUUCCAUUUUUUUGGUACCGUAAAAAUAUUUGUUUUCUUUACACAAAAGCUGCUUUAGAUGUUAUAUGUUGAAAAGUGAGAUAUAAAUUGAAAUAAUAAAUAAGCACUGAUAAAUAAAUUUGAAAUUAAAGUGACUUGAGUUAGAAUUUAAAAAUAUUAAUGAACCUUGGUUGCCAUUUUGAUGGUGUCUUUAACUUUGUUUACAUAGUGUGCAUAUUACUGAGUUGCAGAAAGAUAUAUGUGGUUACUUAGGGGUGCCAUCUUAUUUACUGGCCCUGCUUCUGUGCUUUUAAGAGCAGUCAGGUUGCAUAUAAACUAAUGUAAGCUUUCUCUGUUACUUCAGUUCCGUACUAGAAAACUUCAUCUACUGAGUGUUUACUGUUAAAUGCGCAAAAAUGGGCAAAGCUGAAGCAGUGUUGUCUUGUCCUAAAUAAACUGAUAAGAGCACAAGAAGUACUUUUUAUGGAAUUUAGUAGGAGACUUAUAAGGAAAUAUUGGAUGGUAUCCUGUUUGCUGAUUCCUUGCCUUCCAUGAAUUGACCACUGAGAUGCAGUAUACUUCUGUUCUUAAUUAUGAAAAUAUACACACCAACUGAUUGUGAUAUGCACAUCUUGUCUGUGAUCCUCCUGCCCCCCACUGCAGAUGUCCUUUGCAUUUUGCUGCCUAAGUGAUACUUUGCAGUGCUCUUGUGGGAGAAACCAUUAAUCUCAUACAAAAAUAUAGCUUUAUCAGUUUGCACGGCACUUUACAGAGUUCAAGAGGACAGGUCCCUGCUCUGAGGAAUUUCUGUUUUAAAAUUUGACACAGGGAAAACGAACUACUUAUCAAUUUAUAAAAUAGUUAGUGCUCUAAAUGCAUCUUUCAUGUUGAAAGUAUUGCAGUUGAAUGUGAGAUCUACUUGUGGUGUAAGGAAAAAUACUACUCCAUAUUUCUAAGAGAAUAUACUUAGUGGUGCGCAUCUUUCUCUGUUGGAUACCAAAUGGUACCAAAUGAAUGGAUAUUGGAAGACUGUUUACCAACUGCAUUAAAGGAGUGGCAUUAUGACAGGCAAAGUUUGUGUUAGGCGUUUCUUAACUGAAGCCCCAAAGUGAGUGGAAGAUAAUGUUUGUUCAGUGUUUUAUCUCUGAAAACACUAGCAAACAGAUGUGUGGUGAACCAACAAAAGUUUCACUUUCUUUCUGUAAAUUUCUCUCUCUGACCAGGGUUCUUAUAGAUGACGGUUCAAUGCACUGAAAUCUAUGGCUCCAUUCCAAAGAUUUGCUGGACCUCUGUAUUUUCAGGGCUUCUCCUUCGCUUUAGUUUUGGGGAUGUGGUCACAGAGCUGCUGUUGAUGCCACCAAUGGCCUGAAUGAAAAAGCACACAUAGUUUAUGUAUUAGUGUUAGAGUUAUGUGUCAUGGUGUUGGAGUUCCUGUAUGUGCUGUCAUUCUUAAGUGAAGCUUAAACAGCAUUAAUUCAAGUUUCAUAUACCUGAUGUGUUAAGCUGGCACAGUUAUGUGCAGAGUGUAUGAAGCACUUUGAACCUUGGGACGCAAAUGACAGUGGCCAGAGUUGGACUUCAGUCUUUCAAAUUUCAGCAGCACCCUGUGAGACCAAAAUUUUGUGCCUCCCACCUCUGGUCUUCCGUUCUGCUCAAUUCUCUACGGUCAUAGUUGUGGCGCCCUGUGGUACUCCCUAGACUUGGUGCCCAGUAUGGUAGAACCAAAGCUCUGCCCUAAAUCUGCUUCUGCAAUGGCCUUUUGAAAAUGAAUAGUACAGUAGUGCCUCAGGUUACAUACGCUUCAGGUUAAGGACGCUUCAGGUUACAGACUCCGCUAACACAGAAAUAUUACCUCGGGUUAAGAACUUUGCUUCAGGAUGAGAACAGAAAUCGUGCAGCGGGGGCACAGCGGCAGUGGGAGGCCCCAUUAGCUAAAGUGGUGCUUCAGGUUAAGAACAGUUUCAGAUUAAGAACAGACCUCCAGAACGAAUUAAGUUCUUAACUCGAGGUACCACUGCAUAUAAUAACAAGGAACCCCCUUUUUGGUGUUAUCCUACUCUUGUUUGUAGGGAGCCUGGUAGCUGAGGUCUCCCUCUCUCACUAUGAAGUAAACUAAAUAAUGGCCUGCAAUGGGUGAGUUCUUUGAAACUCAUAUCUGCCCAGCUUUUGGAUGGCAUUGCCGUAUAAUAAUAAUACAGUUUCCUACAUGCAGAACAAGCACUUUGAAACAUUCUAGUGUAGGUGACUCUCAACUCAAAACUAUUUUCUUUGGAUACUACUUUGCAAUCUGUAUUAAUGGCAGGUGUUUCUGACGGAGGUUUAAAUAUUUUGAGAAUUUCUAGAAGCAUAUAAUUGUUGCAACCAACCCCCCCCCCCCAAUUUUAAAUCCAGUUCAUUCCUAAUAGGGUUGUGUUUUUUCUUUUCUUUUCAGGACGGUAUCAUCAUUCCAUGCCUUGUUGGUUGGAGUAUUUUGUUUGUAUAUUUUAUUGUACGAUGAAGCUGUAAAUGCUGACCAUGUUUGGUAAGGCACAUUCUUGCUUGUAAAUCUCCUCUCCCCUUUUCCUUGCCCCACUCGACUGUUCCAUUGCUCUUCACUCUGCUAGUCAAAUUAUUUCCAAGCUUAAUUUAAAGCAUAAGAUAUUUACCUCUACCAAUUGUACAGAAGUUCUAAAGUGUUGUUUCUUAUUUGUGUUGGCUAUAAUGUGGAGAAGAAUUCUGAGGUUCUGGAUUAUCAGAGCUGCUUAUUGAAGUUGCCUUUACAGUGAUAAAAUUCCUGUAAGCUUCCUCACUGAUAUCAUCAUCACCACCUUCUGCCUAAAUAAAUACUGUUUACCGCUAUAGCCAUUGUUUACCCAGGUAUUUGAUGGCUGAAGGAUGCUGCUCCUGGCAACCAUGAGACCACUGGAUAAGAGAAUGUUACAGUGCCUUUUUUGUGUGUUUUGCUUGUGGAUGUGUUUGCUGCCCUGGGCUCCUUCGAGAGGAAGAACGGGAUAUAAAUUUAAUAAGUAAAUAAUAAUAACAUGAGAUUCUACAAAUAAAACAUGUGGAUGAGAACUCUGUGGCAGCAUUAGGAAUUAGACAGCCAAUACUGUGCAUACUUUUUCUUAAUAAGGUGCUGAUGCAGGUAGCUGAGGUUCAGCAUGGUUUGCUGGUAUAAACGCCGCAUGAAAUUAUAGAUCCCUUUUUCAGAAUCUCUGUUUGAGGCCACUUUGCUUCCUAAAACGUUUUGUAAAGAUGACACAAAGCAUUGCACAACGAGGGUGGUCUUUCUAGAAAAUGAAUGUUGGUAUUGAGCUUGCAUUUUCACUGAAAAGCAGCACAAGAGAAAUGUGGCUAGUUGCUAUUGGAAGCAACUCAUUGGAUUGUGUGCUUUGUGUUCCCUUUACCUGCUCUUAAUUCCACCUGGGGAGCACUACAAUAAUAAUGGGUUAGAUUUCUGUACAGGAGAUGGGGGGAGGACUUACCAGAUUUUAAAUCUAUUGAGUAAGAAACUGACAUAAAUCUACUGACAUAAACUUUUUUAAAUGCCUGAUUAUUCAGGGAGAGAACUAGUUUCCUUCGUUAGACUAGGAGUUCUUUGGAUGAGCUUUGAAAUAGUUUCAAUCUUCAGUUGGCUGUGAUUUAGCUAGCAUGUUGGGGAAUAAGAAGAAUGUUUAAAGGCUAUAUUAAGUUCUUCUUUCAGCAGCAUCUACUUGUCUAAUGCAGUAAAAAGUGCCUGAUUCUUUCCUACCACCGCUACUAAGUUUUUAAUAGCAAAUAAAAUGUAGGAUUCCACUUCAGUUGCUGAAGAUCAAAUUGGAGAUUCUCAUUAAUUUUGAAGUUUCAAGUUUUUGUUGCUGGUUUUGAGGCGUACAUAUUUUCAGCUAAUUUGUGGAGUGGGACAGUAGUUCUUGGCACUGCAGUUUGUAUGCCUUAUCUGCAUAUGUCUGCUGGGUUUCAGUUUGUUCUCAUACUUUCCUUUUUUAAAAAAAUAAUCAAGCAACAAUUGCCAGAAAUCUGUGCAAACAUCUUCACGAGAAAAUUCAGCUACAACUUGCUGUUGGCUCGCUAUCAUGAGAAUCAAGGUGAAAUGUAAUUCAUGAUGGGCAGAGCAAUCUAAGCCCUCCCUCCUUAUACCGGGCUUGGGGGAGAGAGUUGAAAUGAAUGGAGGUAUCCCUCUGUCCAGCUUUCCCAGGUAAGCUGGUUACUGCUGGAGUAACACUAGCGUCACUUUGUGCUCACUUCCCCCUUCUCCACAAUGUGUGUGUUGGGGGAAGACUGCCUGUAAGAUCUAUGCUGGCAGCAGCCUGUAGAAAAUGAGGUGUUGUGAAAGUGAUGAGGGAAUGAACCAUCCUGUAUAUUUUGGUUCCCAAUCCAGGCCUAUUCAUUGCUCCCUGUUGUGCACAGCUCUGUACAUCCCUGCUGUGGGUGUUGGAUUGCAACUGAAACCUAGGAUCGCUUUAUUUUAAGUGAGCACAUUGUUUUAAGUGGAAACAAACUUGCUUCUAUUUAUUAGGCCUAAAUAGUUUUAUACAAUUUACAUUGAUGCAACGUUUAUACACUGUAUAGAACCUGGACGCAUGUGGUCUAUCUACGAUUGGAAUGCCGUUUGCACACUCCUGUUGAUGUUUAGUACAGCAAGAGUUUGCUUUCCAUUUUUUGAUUAGUCCGCCAUGGUUUGAUUUUAGUUGACGUUAUGACUGAUGAUAAACACUGAAAGAAACGCUGAUGAAAUUGAAAUGAUAUUGUAUGAUCAUGGUUUAAAAUUUGUCUUCUCCCUAGAGAAGGCAGACCUAAGCUCCAAAGUCAGUUUAUGAAAGAUUUUCUUUUUUAAUUAGGAACUCUUUCUUGCCAUUUGAGAAUUGGAACAAUUAGAGGCAAAUAUAAUUAAGUCUGGGAAAUUGCAAUUUAAAUGUAGGUGAAAAUUACAGGGGAAUGACAAGCAUGCCACAGCCACUUUUCUUCCUUUUAUGUUGGCUACAUUCUUCAGGUAAAAGGUUGCGAUGAAGAUUCACAAAACUUAGAUUUAUUUAAGGCUCAAAUAUAGGUCUUACAUUAAUUUGAAGCCUAAUCCUCUGUCUUGUCUAUCAAGUUCAUAUGUUGCAUCACUGGGGAUCAUUGUGUACAUGUGAGAUAUAUCUGCAGUGGGUCUCUCCUCAUAAACUCCUCAUCAUUCUCAAUUGCUUUUGCCUGGCUAGAAUGUGUCCUUGAAAUGUGAUAAUGCCUUUUGCUUGCCAGGAUGAAGGAUGGAGAUAUUUGCAGGAGGAUGUAUGUCCAGCCUCAGACUUUUGUGAGGCUGGAAUGUGACUCUGCAUCUAUUGCUCCACCCAUUUUGCUCUGGCCCCUAUUCCUGGCAUGUAGCCCCUAGAAUGGUAGCCCAUUUGUUGCAGAUUUGUGUUUUAUUGUUUAUGCAAGUGAAGAUGAACUACAAAGACAGGAUAAAAUAGCUUUUGACUCCCUGUGUCUCAUCUGUGAGACAAGCAGAAGAUUGUAUUGUAGUAUCAAACUGUAUUAACAAAAAAUGUUUCAAAAUUUAGGGGAAAAAACAAAAAAAUCCAAAUGUUUCCCCAUGCAGAUAAAUGACUCUUGGGCUGAAAAAGCUUCUCCAUCUCCAUUUUCAUGUAUACAUCUAGCCUAAUCAGUGAAGGUUAGGAAGCAGAAGACAGAGGACAAUCUACCAUUUCCUGCGCACAGAGUCACAACCCAUCCCACCCACAUAAAGGGUGAAGGUGAUGGCAGAAAGAUUAACAAACUGGUUUGGCCAUCAGUCAGUAAUGGAUUAGCAUGUUGCUUGUCGGCCCCAUAAAAACUAGCAAAGCAGCAGAAAGGAAGAGAAAAAAUGUCACAGAAUGCCUCUGAAAAUCAUUGGUAUAAUGAACAAGACUAGAGAGGCCCAACAGAGCUGCUACUUUACCUUUUUGUCAUAUGUCACGGUUAGUUAAACAUUUCUUAUUCCCUACACCAUCCCAAAUUGUGUGAGAGGGUAGAAAAGUGGGCAUGAGGGCAGGCAGGGUGUUUUUCUGGGGCAUGGAGGCAAAUAUUUCCAUAUGUGUUAACAAAUAUACAUAUAUGUAGUUGUCAUGCGCAUGUUAUAACUUUUGCAUCCUUUGUGUCAUUGUUAUAGGGGUGAGCCUUCUACAGUGCAACUAAACCUUGCUAUUACUUCAGGCUACCUCAUUUCUGGUAAAGUAUACAACGUUAUUUGUAAAGUUUGUUGUAAUUUGCACCAUGCACAACUUAACUUUUUACAAUAAAAAUAUUUACCAAGGUAUUAGCCUUUAGGAAAUCCUGUUUCUUAGAAAGCAUAAUUUACCUUACUUGCCUUUUGUGUUGGGGGGGGGGGAGGACAUGCUAGUGGGAAAUAUGAUUAUAUGCUUACCAACAAUAUUGUAAUGUUGUAAGCUUUUAGUUCCUCUGCCAGCUUCUAAUACUCUAAGGCUGAAUACAGCCAGUCAUUCCUCUGAAGCAACAGGAAUUACCCUCCCCUCCCCCCUGCCCCACUGCAGUAACCCUGAUCUGGCACCAGUAAUUUGAUAACUGUAGCAACGCAACGAAUUGGAAGAGAAGCUAACUAAACCAGAUGGCAAGCAUCUUCUGGUCAGUUCAGUUUUGUUCCUCUGAAAGUUGAGACUCUCCCCCCCCCCCCCCGCCCCCAUCUUAAAGGGCUGCAAAAAAUGCAUACGUGAAUAUGCAUCUUUUCUUUUGGGCCCUAAAACAUAUGGCAAAACCAAAAAUAAUUUUCAAAAGUGCUUUCGGCAUUGUGGGGUGGAAUUUAUUAUUAACUGUGGAUGCUGUGCAGGGGUAAUGGAUAGCAACAUCCAAACAACCAUAUGGAAUUUGAAACAACUUUAAAAUUGGCUUGAUUAUUUAUACCUGAGGUUCAUAUUAGUGAGAAGCAGCACUGUCAUAUGAUUAGGUGCCACAAUCCAGGCUUGGGGCUCCAUUUCCUGAUGAUAUGCUGGAAACUAUAACCCUGAUACCAUGAAAAAGGGUUGCUAUCUAUUUUAUAGCUGCCCUUUGCCAAUCCUUCACUUUUCUCAUUGUCAGUAGUUUGACUGGUGUGCCCUCUCUCUGGAGGUGCCACUGCAGUGGUAUGUUUGGACUUGUUUUUUUUUAAUAGAUUGCAUUAAAUAUAACCCCAAUGGAACUGGCAAGUAGACUAUUAUUAUUUUAUUAUUUUAAUUGAUUUAUACCAAUAUCUACCUAGUGGCUCUGUUCAUGGGUGCUUUCAGUUUUAUUCUAUGAAAGGAGGAAAGCUCAGCACGUUCACUAAAAAUGUCAGUAGCACAUGAAGCAUUUUCCUCAGCAUAAGAUUGAAAUCCCCUGUACACUUUAAAUUCAAGUCCUCAGUUUCAGUGCUAUGACCUCCUAAGAUUUAUUAAGGGAAACUACUAUUGUAUUAAAUUUCUGCAACAAAAUUAUUCAACUCUCUGGUGCAGAAGUGCUAAACUUGAACAGCCUACCCGAUAAUUUGCAUGUGUGCGUUUUGAGACAAAAUGGUGAACAACAUAAAUGCCUUCCAAGGCUGGUCCUAUCCACACAUACACAAAAUCUACCUGAAACAGUGGACACCUGCAUUCAAGUCAGCACAUAGCAGCAACAAGGGAGUCAUGGGAAAGCUUUGACAUGCUAAGUAUUGUAUAAUGGCUACUCAUGCAGAAAGGGUUUAUAUAGCGUUGCUGUGCCAGUGUGUAGUUGCUUAGGAUGAGGUGCCGCAUUGCUGUGUCACCAUGCUAUAGCCUGGCACUGGCUGGUGUGUAUUGCAGACUGAUACACCAAACACUGCAUUUAUAUUUCUGCUCUCAGCUUUCACUUCAGGAAUUAUUACAGAUUGUUUGUAGCAUAGAUUAGGAGAAGCAUUGCCACUUGCUGAGUAUUUGCAUGAUUUGAUACCUAUUUUAAUUCUUCUUCCUUGCCCCCAAAUGAUUGUCUAUUAAAUGCUUUAAGAUGAAAUACAAUGAUUGCAGAAAAUUACUGAGCCUUUCAUUUCUUUCUCUUUUUUUUAGAUUUGUUGCUUAUUAUUUUCUACUGGAAUGCGAUUGGGGAUAUAUAUUUUGUAAUUCACCAUUUAGUAGCUCUGUAUGCUUACUACUUUGUACUGGUGAGUGCUGUAUUGUUUUUGUAAUAGCAGAGCAAGGAGCCAUGUGGGAUUCAUAAUUUGAACGUUAUUAGUCAUUUAUAGAGCGCCAUCCAUGUUCAUAGUGCUUUCUAAAGAAUGAAAGGAGAGGUCCCUGCCCUAAUGACAGAACAAAGGGAUGGCAAUGGGGGUGGAGUAAAAAGGUGAGGGAUAUUAAAAUAUUUGGGCUACACAUACUUAGUUAUAGGAAAGUUUGGGGUCUAGGGGAUCAUAGCAAUGUCUUCACAGAAAUAUAAUUUUUAACAAAUUUAAAACUUGCGCAUUACAUAACGUCUAACUGUUCCAGCAGCCAGUGCAAAUAUUUGAGCAGAGUUGUAAUAUGCUGAUGGAACCUCACUCCUGUCAGCAGUUGUGUUGCAGCUUCCUAUUUUUCAGGUGGCACCAGGGACCCACUUACUUGGAUUGGCUCCUCUUUGGUUCAAAUGCCAGUCCAGAGAGCCUUUAGAAGAGGCAUUGAUGAGGUUCAGAUUUGUAGUUCUACUCUGUCACUUGUGUACUUUUUUUUGUUUUUUUGACUUGUUUGUAACUAACUUAACUAAUUUCCCUCAUGAUUCAAAACUUCUCUUCUACAGAGCACAGUCUUAUUUGGGACGAUGUGCUGACAGUUUUAAAAAAUUAUGAGCAACCGGAAUGUUUGUAAGCAUUACAUAAGAGCUUAGCAGCAGAGCCAAUGGCAAAGGAAGGCUCAUCUCCAUUAGCUGAAGCCAGAGCUCUUGGAAACAAGGCUACAGAGGUCUCUGAUAAUGCAACUUGUUUCUGUUGAGUAUGUGGUUUUGUGGGUUAAUGGGUAAAACUAAAAUUUUGUCAGCAGAUCUUAAUUUCAUAUCUCAUCUGAUCUUUCUUGAACCAUUUCAAGUACCCUAAAAGGUCACCAACCUGGGUUUGACCUUGCUAGAAGAUAUAAUUCAGUUUUGAACAUUAUACAAUUUUAACAACAGAAUGCAAGGUGCAUUAAGUACUUGAUGUACAUAGGUGGUGUGGGAACCAAACUGAGGGAGUUUAAGCACUUUUCUAAAGUGUAUUCUGUUUAAUUAUGUACAUUUAAUUUGGCAUUUUGUAGAAAUAUAUACAGUAUAUUUCAAUUUGUAUAUUUCAUCUUGUAUAAUAAAUCUUUUUUACUGCUUUUCUGAGACUUUCUCUCUCUCUCUCUCUAUAUAUAUAUCUGAUUGUGAUAAUGCUUAUUUUAUCUAGGAAAGAGGACUGUUGGCAUACUUUGCUAAUUUUCGUCUGCUUGCAGAAAUAUCUACCCCUUUUGUGAAUCAGCGGUAGGUGACAUUUUCUUACAUUAAUAAGCUGUUCUUAACUUGCCUGUUGCCAAGAGUAUGUAUUUCAGGGACUAUACAGCAAGACCUGUUGUCAGGUCUUUGCUCCGAUGCGGUUCAUUCAGUAGGUAGUAUUCCAGUCCAUAUCAAAGUAUAUUAGAAAUGGCAGUAGUCCACUUCAAAGGGUUGUUGUGAAGGCAGGCAUGUUAAAGACUGUAAAAGAAAAGAAACUUUGGGGAGGCAUCCAAGUAAGUUAUACUCAGAGUAUGUCCAUUGAAAUAAAUAUAAUUAUUUAGGCUAUUGGUUUUAUUCAAUCUUGUCUUACUAGUUUCCAAACACAAAUGUUAAUGGUAGGAGCCAUUUUAUAUAAUUCUAGCAUUCCUAAGUUUAUUUUAUAUUUAUUCCACCUUUCCUCCCAAAGUUGCACAGGGAGGAAAACAACAAAACAGCAAAACUACACCCACAAUGUUUUAAAAACAUGUGAAAACAUUUUAAAACAGUCCCAUAACCUCACAGUUAAUAAUUUCAAGGUAUAGUAUAUUUCAGCCAUCAAAUGCUGGGCUGAACAGGAAUGUUUUUAAAUUCUUCCUGAAUGUUGAUAAUAAAGAGAGCCAGCCACAAGGACGAGCAUUUCAUAAAUGGGAACUACUUCCAAUAAGGCUCUGUCAUGGCACCACCAACAGGGCCUCUGCAGCUGUUUGUAGGGCUGAAGAUGGUUGAUAGUGGGAGAGACACUCUUUUCCAUACAGAUAAAUUAUUUUUGUUAGCCUAUCAGAGCAAUGAGGAACAUUUUUAAAUACUGGAGUAUUAACUUUCUUAAUAAAAUUUUGCUUUGUAUCAUUAAAUUUUCUCCUUUUUGUAACUGGCAUAAAUCCUCUCAAAGCUGCAACACAAAAUAAUGUUAGCAAUUACCAAUUUUCAGCCAGUCUUCAAUUCUAAGCAAGACUACUUUUAGUCACAUAAACUGAGGAAUCGUUACAUACAAGAUUGGAAUUCCCUUAUACAAGGAUACUUGAAAUCUACUCAGUAAACUGAUGCAAUUUUGGCACUUGUAUUCAUUGUCAGGUAUUGCAUAUGUGCAUCCUAAUCUUUUGCAAGGUAUAGCCUAAUUUUUUCUCUCCUGGUGGUGCUUUUUGUUAAACUGUCACUUUGAUAAAUUUUGGCAUACAUCAAAGGUUUCAGUCAAAACCUAUCACAAAACAUGAGCAGCCUGAGCAUUAACAUGGCUGCAUUUACACAUUCCUGGUCAGCUGUAGUUUGGCUUACUGUGUCGAUGUAAAGAGUGUAUUCCACACUACCAUACUUUGCUGUCACAGCAUUAAUUAACUAACUAGUGUUCUGUUUAAUACUGUUCCUGUACAGUGGUGCCCCGCAAGACGAAUGCUUCGCAAGACGGAAAACCCGCUAACCGAAAGGGUUUUCCGUUUUUGAGUUGCUUCGCAGGACAAAUUUCCCUAUGGGCUUGCUUCGCAAGACGAAAAUGUCUUGAGAUUUUUUUUUUGCUCCCCCCCCUUUUUCUAAGCCGCUAAGCCGCUAAUAGCCUUUUAGCAGCUAAGCCGCUAAGCCUUUAAUAGCCGCUAAACCGCUAAUAGCGCUAAUCCGCUAAGCCGCUAAUAGGGUUGCUUCGCAAGACGAGAAAACCGCUAGACGAAGACACUCGCGGAACGGAUUAAUUUCGUCUUGCGAGGCACCACUGUACUUAAACAGGCAGCUUUAUACAUUAAAAAAAAAAAAUCAAGGUUCAGCCUUACUGCUUAGAAUUUGUGGGUGCCAAUUCAUUAUAUAGUAUUACUCAUACCUUCACCCUCAUUUGCUUCUCUGGGUAUUUUUAGGUACAGUACAGCAGCCCUUGUGUUUCUUUCUAAGUCUUUUAAAACCUGGUUCUUGUAGUAUUCUCUGAUGCUACUGUCUUCCCACAGUCUGUGGCUUAAACAGCAAACUGUGCAGUGUCUUUUCAUCCUCUGGAAUGAAGGGCAAAUAGGCUUCCCCUUUCUGCUAUGUUAGAACUGUGCCAACACAUUUUUUCUGGCUUUCUCUGCCAUGUCCUUAAGAGAUAAUGGGCUCAAAUAAUUUAAUUGUUUCUAUUAGAAGGCUGCUGAGGCUCUCUGCAGACAAUUGAGGGCCCCUUCUGUCAUUACCAUUGCACUGUAAGGAGGAAUCAUGUGACAGUUACUCCCAUGCCACAAUGUAAUGUCUGAAUCCUCAAACUGUACUUGAUGAACUAUCACCAUGGCUACUUCCCAUGCUGCUCCCAGAUGUGGGGGCAACACUGGUGUGGGAAGAAGCUGUGGAGCUGACAUUUCUCAUGUGGUGCUGAUGGUGGCGUUUUGUAACUAAUACAGUGCUUGAAGAAGCGAAAGCUCCCAUGCAGAGAACUUAAUGUCAGAAGGGGGCCUUAUUAUAGGCUAAACUUAAAAUUUAAUGCAACAGCUAACCGGAUAAAUACUGCACCCUGUUGGCAGUUGCUUCUUUGAAAUGAGGAAUUGCUAUAUUUAUCAAUAUAAAAGAACCUCCAGGACUUCCACUUAAGUACAAGAACAGUCAACGAAUGCACAGCCUUUUGUACGAAAAGAUCUUGAAAGGAAAGUUCAGCUGUGAUCUUGCUAAUGUACUGAAUACAAAAUGCCUAUCUGCCUGAGAGAUUCAUACUGAGACUUUGGAGAUUGUGAAGCCUUAUCAGUGAAAAAGGACAUAUUCCUCUUUUGAAGCAGUGUUCUAAAAAUAAAACUAACUUGCUACUUUAUUUGAUAAAUGUUUGCAGAAGGUGGCGAGAGAGAGUGAAGCAUUUGCUAUCCCAUCGGCAUUCAUAUAUAGAUUUAUUAAAUUUGAGAAGAACCAGAUGGUAAAUAAUGUAAAUUGUUGACACUAGCUCAGAUAUACAUGUUUGUAUCAUUAACAAAAAUGAAGUAGUCAAGUAAUGCUACUCUGUCAUAUUUUUAACUUUUGAACUCAGUGACCUUUGCAAACAACCCAAGUAUCCUUCUAAAAUUGUCAACAAAAAGUUUUAAAAGCCUGAUAUGUCAAGCUAGUGUGUACAGUAUUAACCAGAUACUGUUCUGAAAUUGGAAGCAACAUAUUUGAUUAAUGUGUUGGAGAAUAUUUCUCAGCCAAACCAAAUCCAAGCUUCCUUCCUUCCUUCCUUCCUUCCUUCCUUCCUUCCUUCCUAUUUGGUAGUUCUAGCUUGUGGAUCAUUUUGCAGGAGCCUUUGUGGUUUGAACAAAUGACAUGCUUAUGUGCAUAAAAAAUAGAAUCAUAGGUCUUUUCCACUUGCACUUUGCGAACCCUGACCAUCUGUAAGUCAGGCUUUGUUUAAAUAAACUUGCGGCAAAGAUCAAGAGCCUGCUAGAAACCCUGUUACCAUCCUGCUUAUGUUUGGGCCAAUAUGUAACCCUGUGGGAUAGCUCAGUCAAUAGAGCGUGAGACUCUUAAUUUCAGGGUUGUGGGUUCAAGCCCCAUGUUGAGCCAAAGAUUCCUGCAUUGCAGGGGGUUGGAGUUGAUGACCCUCGUGGUCCCUUCCAACUCUACUAUUCUAUGAUUCUAUGUACACUGUGGAGUAGCAUCUCUUGUACUCCCAUGUCAUGUAGCUCUCGUUAAGGAAAAAUGCAAAAACUAUUUGGGAGCAUGGGAUAGUGUAGGGAAAAGUAUGCCGUUGUAAGAAAACUAGAUUGGGGAGAGGUAUUGGCAGAGAAAUAUAAUCCUACUUUAACAGAGUGAUGUGGAAAUCAGCCAGUGGAGUAUAGUAACAAUGCUAACUGCUGUAACAUAAGCAUCUGCCCUAAAUAUGUUUUGUCUGCUCACAUGUGGAGAGGGAGAGGCAAAGCUUUGAUAUUGUCUAGGAUUUGGCAAGAUGUGACUUUCACUUUUCCAGCACAUGCCCUUUCUUGCAGGCCAAAAUGGAGUAGUGCUGAACUCUUUGUACUCUGCUUCUAGAGCUUUCACGGAUUUCAUUUCAGUACCAAGGUUCCAUUCGUUUGGAUCUGCCAGGAAGAUAAAGGACAUUGUGUUACAAUAAUGAAGGAACCACUUAGAUCUGGAACAGAGUAUUUCACAAAAUGCAGCACUGUGGGAAAAAAUAUCAAAGUACACUAACAUUGUAUCUGGUUACAAUUUGGUAUAUAUAGAUAUAUAAAAAAAGAUUCAUAACAUUAGCAAUUCUGAAUAUCUUUACAGAUAUCUUUGCAGCUUUCUAGCUGCAUGAAAGUGAUGAGAAAUGAAACUAUGAUAAAAGUCAGAAAUUCAGAAUGCUUGUAGAGCUGAUGGAAUCUUUAUAUCCAAAUCUGAGUCUGUAUUCAGAGGUUGAACUCACAAAAUUUUAUUUAAUUUCUGUUAAUAUUUUUUCUCUUGCAGAUGGUUCUAUGAAGUACUGGGGUAUUCCAAGGCAUCAAAAUCUAACAUCAUCAAUGGACUACUAAUGACAAUCACAUUUUUCCUGGGGAGGAUCAUAGUCAUCCCAAUUUAUUAUGCCAAGGUUGCUGCUGAGGUAGGAACAGAAGCUUUCGACAGAUUAGGACUUGCAGCUCAAAGCGCCUGGUUUAUCUCCAGCAUUAUCUUGGACAUCAUGAACUUAAAGUGGAUGGUCAAAAUCACAAAGGGAUGUUACAAAGUUAUUUGUCUUAUUGGACAUGGAGAAGCCAAAGCUAAUAAGAAUGGCAAAUAUAACUAGAAGAUUUCUAAUGCAACAACCAUCUAUAACGGGAACUCUGGGUUCUUCGAAAGAACAAUGCACACUUUUGCCAUAAAAAACUCCUGUUAAGGGAAAAAAGGUAUUACCUCUGUUCAAUGUAGCCUUCCUCUUGGCGCACUGCCUGGGCACCCAGGGCCACUUCAUUUGAAGACUUGUAUUACAUGGAAUGGGAAACAGUAACAUGCUGCAUAUACAACCUUGGUAGUGUGUUCUAAGCACUUAAUAGGCAAAUGAACCUGUAAAGGAACAAACUUUUUUAGCAGUACGUUCCUAUGAAUUCUCACUCAGGUUUCUUAGACGAUUGUGUUUUUAAUGCCGGUGAAUGUCAGGAUCUUUGGUUUACAUUCUGCUAAUAUGGCAACUUUCCUGGCAUGUUUCUCUGCUUUCUUAAUGUAUGGUGUUCAUAACUGAGGUUUCAUCUUUUGACAACUUUUUUACAUUUUUGCGAGAAUUUUGCUUUGAAUCUAUAAUCUUUUACUACGUUUUCUGCUGCCUUGUAUGCAUGCACAUGAUCUUUUCUAAUUUAUAGAACAGUUUUACAUAAACACAUACCAUAGAGUUUAGGGGUUCUUUUUCUUUUAAAUCAAUUACUUGUAUUGAUUCUUUCUGUACAUAAAGGAAAACUGCAGCCCCCCCCCAAGGUUUUUUGUUUUUUUUAAUAUAUGUGAAUUCUAGCACAUGCUUGCAUGGUAAACAGUAUGGACAUAAGCAAAUUCUUGCACCAGUGUUCCUUAUCUAUCAUGGCUAUUGGAACCUAUCUAUGUUUUUAGUGUAGUGUCAUUUAACAAAAGGAUUUUUGUGGGGUGUGAACUACAGCACUGAAGCAGGAAAAAACUAACGAGUCUAGAACAUGUGAAUCUGUCACAAGAACUACUGUGCUUGUUAAGUUUAAAUUGUAGCUAAUGCAUUCAUUUUCACUGACAUUCUUAUCACUCUCUUUUUUCUUUAAAGCAAGUUAAAAAACAUUGCUUUACUAAGUUGGAAAACCCUAUUUAAAAAUAUAUAUACAGUAAAUGCAUUUUAUUAUUUUCAACUUCGGAGCAGCUCUACAAAACUGAUAGGUUGAUAGUUUCUCUCCAAUGAUAGAAACUUCUUUCUUCAAGUGGCUUAGCUCUCAACAUAUUUGCAAGAGCAUGUUGCUGAUGAAUACUAUGUAAAAAGGAAACACAAGAACAGAUAAUGGUAAUCUACUUGUUUGCAUUAAUUUUACAAAUGUUCUCUGCUAUAGUGGCCUCCACGUUUAUGGUGUAUUCUAUUCUUGUGUUGAUCAACUAGUCAGUUGACAGGUCUUUGUCUGAUUGUUAUGAAUACCAUGUGUCAUAAUUUGCUAAUAAGGUUGUGUUCAUUUUCAUGUUUGUGAUGCAAAUAUGCAGGAGUAUUGUAGAGAACAAGCUGUUUUCCUGUACCUUUGUUUGUCCCUUUCAUGGUCCCUAAAGUGUUAGUUAUUCCAAUAUUUAUUUGUUAACAAAGCCUGGUGCAAAAGGUUAUUUGUCUUACAUAACAAAUAAUAGCCUGUGGUUACUAGUUAGUAUAGGUUUUUAAAAGUGAGUUAUUACAACAUGCAAAUCCCCCUUUUCUUAGAGUGCUUCUAACUCCUUAUAGCUUGCUAAAUGUUGUUGGAUUCAUAAGAUUAUAAUGCCUGCUCUCAAAGGUCUUUUAAAUUGCAUUUUAAGUGUCAUGACAAUCAAGACAAUUUGGAUCUGUUCUUCAUAUUAGUGUUAUAAUAUUUUGUAUAUUUAAUAUAAACACAGAGGCCCUGUUCAGAUACUCAUGUUCAUCCCUUGAUAACUGUAACUUAAGUGUUGACUUGCAUUUGUGAAAGAUCGUUGUAGACCCCAUGAAUAAGAGGGAUAGAAAUUUCCUGUCACCUCAAAUGUAAUGUUUGUCCAUGGUGGCACUUUACACAUUCAGCCUAGGCUCCAAAUUUUGAGAGAUCAAGUGAUAUCCAUGCAUGUGUCAUUCUCUUUCCUGGAGGCUUUUUUGAGUGUCUGGAUAAGAAGCCUAGAAAUUUAAAUCAUAAAUAUAUUCAAUUUUUCCUGGUAGAAACAGAAAGUUGCUAACAAACAUAUUUUUAUAGUUUAGACUCAUCUUUUAUGAAAAGACAGCUGUUAGGUGCAAGCAGUAACAAUAUUGGGUGCUGUUUAAUCCUUCUAAUUUGAUUUGCCUCUUUUGAUUGUAAACUGCCUUCUUUUAACACAUUUGUUAACCAUUACUUUGGGUUAUCCCUGAAACAAAAUUGAACACAUUUUAACUUUCUAAAUUAAAAACUUUUGAAAUAGCAAUCCAAUAUUAUGUGUUAGAAGAAAUCAUCCACUUAUGCAGAAUAAUGGAAGUAGCUUUGAAAGCUCUUCUUGCUUGUAGACAAACUUAUCCUCAGAUUGCUGGUUCAAUGAAGUGUUACCCACUAAGCUUUUCAAGGAACUACACAUACUCUUCUUACUCAUUUCAAAUGUAGCUAUUAAGCAGGACCCAGCAACUUCUUAAGCCAGUUUGGUAUGCUUUCCAUCCCCCACCCAGCAGCCAUAGCAGAGUGGUAUCUCCACAGUGCUACAAUCACCUGGAAAUAGUGAAGGUGCUCGUCUUCAUGUCCUUAUCCCACAUUUCUCUGGGAUUGCGAAAAUAACCCAGUUACAAAUUGAAGCACAGUUGCUUAUAGGGAAGUAGCAGGAUCCUACUGAACUGCAAAGAUCCAUGUCCGUGAACUUGGCAGCUGGCUGACCACUGUCCCUUAACCAGACUCAGGAUUUUUAAAUAUAUCUAUUCUUGCCCAAUGAGUAGGCCAGCCCUAAUUUGCUGUUGAUUUUUCUGGGUUAUAGAUACAGGUAGGUAGCCGUGUUGGUCUGCCGUAGUCAAAACAAAAUUUAAAAAAAUCCUUCAAGUAGCACCUUAGAGACCAAGUAAGUUUGUUAUUGGUAUGAGCUUUCGUGUGCAUGCACACUUCUUCAGAUUUUUCUGGGGGUAGGGGAAGGAACUUCAGUAGUUGCCCAAACAGUGUCAUGUAGCAGAUUGUGCUUGCAGAAGACCACUAUUUAUAUAUAUUGCAAAUCACUUCAAAGAACACUUGCUUUGGGCUGGAAAAGUACCCUUCAAAAUAUUUUAUCAAUAUUGUUUGCAAUUACUCUGUAAUAGUGAAUCACAAUUGUGCUUAUGCAUAGUUUCUUUUCCAUUAAAGUUGCAAUCCUGUAUUUACAUAUACAGUAGGUUCCACUGAACUAAGUGGCCCCUGCUUCUAAGUAGACAUGCCUAGAAUUGCACUUUAAUAUAUUUUGGCUGUGUUGUGCUUUACAUAUUUUGGAAUUUAAAAUAACUUAAUUUUUCUGGGCAGAUGUGGUAUUGUGGUAUCUUAUCAGAAAGUACAAGAUGCAUAAUUGGAGAGUCCUCUUAAUUUCACUACUUAUUUAUUACAGUUAUACAUAAAUCUUUUAAGCUGCUUUUUGAUCCAGAUAUGCAAUCAUUGUGUAGUCUUAUUUCUUUGUUUGGAUUUAUGUUUCCUUAUACAGUAUAUGCUAUAGCAUGAAGGAGUUGGAAAACUGAGGCAUUGAGCAGCUUCUGUCAUCCAUUAUUGUAUAUAGAUCACUCUAUAAUGCCAUCUUCCUUUCCUAAUGCUAAAAUAUGUAACUUGGAUCAAAUGGGUUGGAUCCAGAAUAAAUCAGUUGCUACUGAUUUAAUUGAGACUGAAGUUUAACUCACUUAACCUGGAUUCAACUCGAUUGUGUUUUACAACACUGUCAUGUACAGCUGGGAAACUUUUACACUCUCAGAAAAGGAGUGGGGAGGAGUGGGGGAGUAAUACCGUAGAUCAGGGCCAAAUAAUGAUUAUUGAGUUGUAUUUGUCCUUCAACAUUAUUUAUUUUUCUCCAACAUUAUGAUAAUUCUUAUGGAGAAAGUUGGUUUUCCUAACUGCACAUAUAUUUGAUGUCUGCAAAAGAGAAAGAUGGCAUGAAGACAAAAGAGGAUGGUGAAGCCAGGUUCAGUGGAAGCAAGUGCCUCCUUUAUUACUUUUCCAUCUACUCUAAGCCUGGUGGCUUGCAUCUGUGUACUUAGGACAUUCCUUUAUCCUCUGAGAUAACAGCCAGGAAUAUUCCAGCAACUCCGUAUGUGUUGCUUGAUGGAUGGUGAGAGUGGGGGUACGGCUUUCCAAACUUAGAAAGCUGACUUUCCCUGCUGUGGGUAAAGGUAAAAAAUACCCUAUUGCCUCUUUUAAAAUAUGCUAGCAUUUAUAAAUCACAUUUUAAAGUCUAGCAACUUACUCACUCAAACAUUGAUGUGGCCUAAUGUGUUGUAACUUAAAGGUUGUUGGUUUUUUAAGUCAUUAUUUCCUUGUUUAAAAUAUGGGUUAGAAGUUAAACCCAAUUUCUUUAAGGUUAUCAUCUCCAUUUAUCUUGGGAGACAUAUGAGUAGAAAAGGGCAUUUAUACACCCUAUAGCUGCUCUGAGAGAAGAAUUACUAGCAGGAAGCCAAGAUCACAGCACCCUCUUAUGUGAGGGUCCUCCUAUUAAAUAAGCUUUGGAUUCAAGCCCUUUUUAUCUACUACAGAUUCCUUUGAGCUUUACUAUUAAUGCAUUCUGAUACUGUCCCCCAAAAUAUUUGGAGAAAUAAUACUGUGAGAGUUAAUGCACCGUGUAAUGAAAAUAGUAGUUCAGUAUGCAGAAAUAAUGAAAGGUAAUGUUCUAGAAGCAGGGGAAGAUUUUUUUGCUACACAGCAGAAACUGUUAAUCAAGGCCAGUUGAUUAAACAUCCGAAGAACAUGUGUGGGGUAGGGGCUUUGCAUUUGUUUCUGGGACUGGGGACCCCAUGCCACAUUGCUGCUUUUAAAACUCAGAUGAGUUUUUAAAAAGUUAUUUGUGAACAUUUUGCUUGCCAUUUUGAAAAAAGAAAAAUGAAACUUCAUACAUGUGUGCAAAUCCUAAAGUAAAUUGUUUGGAUCUUGGUGAAUUAGGCUGCAAUCCUUUACUCACUUACUUUGGCAUAAGUUCCAUUGAAAUCAAUGGGAUUUGCCUUUGUGCAGGCAUGUAUAGGGUUGUGCUGCUAACUGCUUUGAAAAUCCUUUGAAAUACUUACUUAAAAUAUGCCCUUUUGAUGUCCUGCUUGAACAAUUUUAAACCCCAAGAUGGAAUAAUAAAUAUAUUCUCUCAUACCUGGUUGAAGGUGAGUUUUGUUAUUUUGUACUAUAAUUAAAAUCAUGUAUGCUAGCAGCACCAUCUUCUUUAACCCUGCAAGGCAAAUGAGCCUGAUGGGAAAACAGAGAUCAUUUUAUAUUCAUACUACUAAUCCAGUAAUAGCCUACAAAUCAUGCCUGGGGUAACACUGGCAUUAUGAAGUAGACCCUUAUGCUAGUGAAUUCCAAAAUACAGAAAGUGAGAAUAUAUGUAAUGUAUACCUAUGCUUUUGACUGCCUAAUAUUGUGGUCCCCCCUUUCAUUAGACAUAUCUCUGAGUAAUCAAACUGGGUCAAAUUAGGCAUAAUAUGAAAACUCCAUGACUUUAAUUCCUGACAUUUUCUUUUUUUAAAAAAGGCAGAAGCAGAAACACUGAUCAGGAUUGAGCAAGGCAGGGGAGUUAACCUGUUUUGCCUGUCCAAAUUUCUGCUGAAUAUGAUCUCACACAUGCCCCACAACUGUUUGCCCCAGCAUAUGGGAAAAAACACAUGGGGUGAUGUUUCUGAAAGUUCUUUAUUUUUAAGUUGCAGCAAAUAUGUUCAGAGCCAGUGAUUUCCAGCAGGGAAAUACCAUGAGGGCAGGUUAUAACACCACCACCACUGUCUAUUUUGGAUCAGCCCCCUCCCCCCCGGCCACAGCUGAUUUUUUUAAGAAACAGAUUUUUGUAGUUCUAGCCAUAGAACUCCAGCAUCUCACCUAGUUUGACCCUCUUCCUGACAGGAACAUGUUUGUGGGAUUGUGUCUGUCAGUUAUGAAAUCUUAAGAGUUGUAUCAAAUUGUGUCUUGGAACAGUCUUUGAUCCAGCAAAGUUUCUUUGAGAACAAAAAGUGGUGGAGGAGAGGUGAUUUUUGCAAAUUACGACAUUCUCCUGCGGCUCAGCUUUAGGGACUGCAACAGGGAACUCCAAGAGGAAAUGGGGAAAUUGCCCCACCCCUUUUCUGAUCCUAGAAGCAUCCUCUGGAUCACAGAGCCUUCUUGCAGCCGAGGGACACAAUCUGAUACAAUCUGUAAAUAUUUACUACAAACUGAAGCAGAUGUAUAGUUAAUGUAGUGUGUACUGCAGAAUAUAUUUUUUAAAAAGCAGUUGCUACUGGUGCCCAAAUUCUUAAGGAAAGUGUUCAGAAAUCUGGUUCAAAUAAAUAGGUCACAUUAUGUUUAAGUUCAUUUAAAUGCUGUUUAAAAAUACAAGAACCAAAUUUCUGUAUUAGUUUUCACAGAUGUUUUUCCCAAUCACACUACUGAAAUAAGUAUAAUAAGAUGCAUUGCUGAGUUGUAAAUCCAUGCUGGAAAAGGGGUGCAAUAGAAUCUAUGAUAUGGGGCCUUAUUAAAUCAUAGCACAAUGUUUGAUAAAGGCAGCACUGAAAAGUCUCUUACAGGGAUGGAGUAAAGAUGAUGGGCUAUGAAUCCUAUUGCACUACAUUGAAAGGCUGCAAUAUUCUUGAUUUGAUAGCCCCAUAAUGAUAAUGGCACAAAAGAGUGAGAUAGCACUAUUGACUUUAUAGGAUGGUCAAACAAUUUGUGAACUUUAACAUUUGCUUGAAUAUUUUUAAAUGUUGCUUGUGAUAGGCGUAUAAAUGGGUUUGCUCUUCAGUGGUAUUUGAAAGCCUUGCUGUUUGUGUAAAUUUGUGUAGGCUGCUCAUGUUUGAGGUAUAUGCAAUAAUGUCUAAGCAAUAAGUUGCAUGUGUAUUCAAGGCACUGGUAAAUAAGAAUAAAGGAAGAGAAUGCAGUAUUUAUUGGAAUUUCUUCAUUCAAAUUGUGUGUACUAUGUUAAGUAAAACACUCUACUCCUGUUAUGACAAACAGGAAUGACUUGGCACUCAUUGCCAGCUUCUGAAUAUGGCUACUUUAUAAAAAGGCUUAUUUCCUGUGGGAAAGGAGUAGCCAGAAUUUUCUUCUGCGAACAACUUUUUCAAUUAUUGUAUAUACAAGCCUAACACACUGUGAGGUAGAAUGAGAUGGCUGCCUCGUGUGGCAGAAUUAAGACACUAUAAAAAAGUAAUAGCGACCAGCUAAGUAGAUUUUUUAUAGUGAAGUGUGAAAAGUUAUCUUCUAUAUUGUGAUAAGCUCUUACAACCAAAUAUAAUACAUUUGGUUACAUAAACAUGAUCAUUGUGGACCCACAACAAGAGUUGCUGUGUAUCAAUACCCCUCCAACAAAUCUGGAACAGGAAUCUUGUAGUGCUGCUUGGAACAUAGGGUGGGGUGAGGGGUGAGGAAAGGGUGAAAUGGGUCAUUUUCUGUAUAUUUCUUCUGAAAUGUUUUUCUGCUGUGCUAUAGCACUAAAGUGGUCGGGUUUGCUGUAUAGUGGUAAUGAGAAGAUUUCUGAAAAGUGAAAAUGAUUUCCGUUCCCAUUCCUCUCCUGUGAAACCUCACUAUACUGUGUGAGACCUUUUUCCUUAUAGCAGUGAUUAAGUGUGUCAUCAGAUAUCCUUUCUUCUUGCUGAUUUUGUGAAAAAUGAGAGGUCUGUGAUGUGUGUCCAAAGGCUCUGGAAAGAAGAUCUUUAAUAUCAAACAAGUUGUUUUGGGGUUUGUUUGUUUUUUAAUGUGAUGUUAUGCCCAUAGUGUGCACAACCUCAGAAUUGCACAUGUAUGGUACUUUUUUGUCUUAAUAAGUCUGCCAAUUUGAUUUUGUGUGUGUGCCAUUUUGAGUUCAAAGUCAUAAUACACUGAUUACUCAACAGUUGUUUCCACCCAUCUAUUAAGACGGGCUUAUAUAUAUAUAUAUAUAUAUAUUAUUGUAUGUGAAGCAUUUUUAUCCUGCUUUUCAGGAUGGUUUCCAUUGCAUCUAACAAUAAAGAAUAUAACAGCAACAACUAAUUAAAAUCCAUUCAUGGAACUAAAAUAAUUACAACAAAACAGCAACACUGAAAGCAGAGAACUUCAGUAAGGGCAUUGAAGUUAUAAGCAGAAAUCCAGGUUAAAACUUCAUUCAUUAAAAGUGCUUGCAAAAAACGAAGCAGAGUCAUCCAAGUGUCCUUUAGGAACUAAUUUCACAACUAAGAAACUUGUAUCUGCUGACUUCAGAAGGCAGGACACCUUGUGCAGGCCUUACCUAAGUGGUUGUUCCCUCAGUGUGCAGUGUUCAUAAUUUUUAUAUCAUUUCUGGUUGUUGUGCCACUCCAUUAUUCUACAUCUGUAGAUUUCAAAUGUUUGCAGAACCUUCUUCCAUAUUUACUUGUUUGUUGAUGAAUUGUUGUGUGACUUCCACACAACCCCUGUGCCUCUUGCAAUCAGUUCCUGGGAAUGUUUGAGCCACAUACAUUGUUCAUGUGGGAUGUUAGUCAAGCCUGUUGAGUAUCAUUAACAUACCUUGCAUGAACUGAGGAUGUAAUUCAGUAGGCAGAGCCAUUAUUCCCUCUGCAGCUGCUUCUACUUGCAAAGUUAGUAGUGGUAGGCAAUCUUGUCAUUUUGUCUACUCAUUUGAACAGUCUUAAUAGCAGCACUAUAGUUCCAUGUGGACAUAAUAAAGCAAUACAAUAAUAUGACUGUGU
Molecule: messenger RNA, 30192 nt
Organism: Podarcis lilfordi (Lilford's wall lizard)
Lineage: Eukaryota; Metazoa; Chordata; Lepidosauria; Squamata; Lacertidae
Source: the annotation of a GenBank genome assembly